UUUGUGUGUGUUUGUGCCGUGUGUCUACGAUAUCGCGCGCGUGUGUGUAUAUAUAAACGGAUACAAGAGACACUUCGCGCGCUUUGCGUAAUUCGGUUAAAGGUCUCGCGUAGCCUUUUGCCGAACAAAAGAGAACAAACGAGUCAAACGACGCACAAAUUGACUGCAAACGCGCACGGCGAAAAAAAACUAAUUUGGAUUUACGCAACGUGCUACAGUCGAAUACAACGCUUGUACUCUAUUCUCAAUAACCACUCAACGAUUACCGUUAGAGCAGAUGUACAAUAGAGCGAGAGCAGAGAGAGAGAGAGAAAAGUAUCAGGCAAUAAAAUAAGUAACCGGUUAAAUAAACCCCCCGCAUCGACAGCGGAGCGUGGAAGUUGAACGCGCGCGCGUCGGGAAGAGGGGGGUGGGGGGGGGUCUGCGCUUUGCAUUCGUCCGCUGCGCUCUCGGGGGAUCGAAUGCACGAGCGCCUCUGUGCGUCGUUGUAUUCAUAGACAGCGGCGACGGCGAGGAGCGCACACGACGCUCGAAACACACAACAGACACACAGACGCACACUGAAACACACGCGCACGCGCGCGCUCUCGCUAUCUACACACGCGCAACGCACGCGCGCGCGCGCCGCCUUCACGAUCGGCGCGCUACCAGCCACGUCUCGCCCCGGCGAGCGCAAAAAAGGAACUUCCAUCUUUAUCGUUUGAGAAAACAACAACAACAACAAAACACCGGCGGUGGUGAAAGCAAACAAGCAGCAUCAGCAGCAGCUGCUUUACCGCAACCACCUCGAUCAGAAGCAGCAGUAUCAAUACCAGCAGCAGCAGCACCAUCUAUCAUCAUCAUGAUGGAGAGCGCGCAUCAAUCGCUCCUGCUGUCCACGGCCAACGCCAACCACACCACGGCGCCGCAGGCUCCAGCGCCGUCCCCGCUGCCCUCUCUACCACCGCAGAUGCCCGCGCACCCUCCCGUCGCAGCCGCGGCUGCCCCGGCGGUCGAGAGCGGCGAGCGACCUCCUCUGCCCUCGCAGCCAGCCCGCCGACCCAGGUGCCCAAGCAGCAGUCGAGCACAAAUUGAGGUGAUCCCGUGCAAGAUCUGUGGCGACAAGUCAUCAGGGAUUCAUUAUGGAGUCAUCACGUGUGAGGGCUGCAAGGGAUUUUUCCGGCGGAGUCAGCAAAACAAUGCAUCUUAUUCCUGCCCGCGGCAGCGCAAUUGCUUGAUCGACCGCACGAACCGGAACCGCUGCCAACACUGUCGCCUGCAGAAAUGCUUGGCCCUCGGCAUGUCGCGAGAUGCGGUAAAGUUUGGCCGGAUGUCAAAGAAGCAACGGGACAGCCUGUACGCGGAGGUGCAGAAGCACCAGCGGCUGCAGCAACACCAGCAGCACCAACAACACGGGGAAGCCGAGCCCCUCACACCAUACUCGAAUGGCAAUGGCUUGGGCAGCGGAAGUGGCAUCUCUCACGACCCGGACCACGAGCUGAGCGACCUCAACGACGUGUUUGGGCCAGAGCUGGCAGAGAUGGCCUCUCAGGCGGGGAGCGCGGGUGACAUGAUGAUGAGCUGCUAUUUCCCAUCAGCCUCCGGUGACACAAGCACUCCGCCCAGCUCCAACUCGUCCGCCUCCUCUGUGGGCUCCGUGUCGCGGUCCGGUUCGGCGUCAGGCCAGCCAUCUCCGGACCAGUCCGGUUUGGACAUAGAUGGUAACCGGCCCCGGAGUUUGGUGAUCAAGCAGGAGCCUGGCUCAGGCGUGGCCACAGCACCGUGCGUGGUGUCUGCCACUGCCAACAACGGUGCUGUUGGCAUGACAUAUGACCUUAAUGGUGACCUUACGUGCGACCUGGAAUUCUUGGCCAGUGCUUUUUGCAAUGGCCACUACGGCAGUGGGAAAACACCAACCAGUGAAAUUGAACACCUUGCCCAGAACAUUGUACGGUCGCACAAUGAGACGUGUCAGUACUCAACAGCGGAGUUGCAGAGGCUGGCAUGGCAAACAUACUCCUAUGAGGAAGUCAAGGUUUGCCAGAGUCAGCCUCUGGAGGUGAUGUGGCAGCAGUGUGCCAUUCAGGUCACCAACGCCAUCCAGUAUGUGGUGGAGUUUGCAAAGCGCAUUGAUGGCUUCAUGGACCUCUGCCAGAAUGACCAGAUUAUCCUGCUCAAAGCUGGGUGCUUGGAGGUGGUGUUGAUAAGGAUGUGCCGAGUGUUUAAUCCACACAAUAACACAGUGCUCUUUGAUGGAAAAUAUGGUGGCAUUCAGCUUUUCAAAUCGUUAGGCUGCGAUGACCUGAUUACUGCCAUGUUCGACUUGGCCAAGAGCCUCUGCGCGAUGCAACUCAAGGAGGAGGACAUUGCUCUCUUCUCGGCCUCUGUGCUCGUCUCAUCCGACCGGCAAUGGCUGCAGGAUUCAAUAAAGGUGGAGAAGCUGGCAGAGAAAAUUAACCUUGCCUUCCGGCAUGUGGUUUGCAAGCAUCGUAUGAAUGACAACAUGCUCAACAAGUUGCUGCCCAAGGUGGGAGUCCUGCGACAGGUGUGUGCGCUGCACAUGGAGAAGUUUCAGGAGUUCCGAGAGGGUCAUCAGGAGAUAGUGCACUCCCACUUCCCGCCUCUUUACAAGGAGCUCUUCAGCUCUGACAUCCAGCAGUUGCAGCCUGGCUCAGCAGCCAACGGGAACUGAUGCCACUGUCAUUUGCUGCCGCUGCUGCUAGUGCUGCUAGUGCUGCUUGUCUGCACGUGACAUUGGUUGAGGAGGGCUGUCCGGGGGGGUUUUAUGAACACCGUUCAGCAUGCGGCACAUGAGUUUUGAGUCGAGGCUCACAAGCUACCUGAAGCAAUAGCACAUGGGAUCCAACACCGGCUGCUUGUGUAUUUCACAGCCCAUUCUUGAUCUCCCUCGUCCCUCCUUGUACCCACCUUCAAUCCUAGCCAUUCCUCUCGCUAUGUCCAAGUGGUGUCAGCCAGGCGUUAAUAUUGAUGGAAGCCACUCGCACCCCCCCCCCGUCCCAUCUUCACACUGCAAGUCAACUUUUUUCAAGUGGUCUUCAGUGCUUAGCGGACAAUUGAGUGGCUGUCACAACGCAAACACAAAUGCAAUCAACGGAUGAUAGAUGCACACCAGAGCAUUAUGUUUGAAGGUAGGAUUGCAAAGGCACUUCUGCUGUGAAGUUUAGCAUGAUAGAAACUAUCGGCAGCUGGCUCAAGCUGAUGUUACCUCGCAUUUUCGCAACCAAACCAUCAGGAAUAUUUCGACACAACAGGGUCCGUUCCUCAGUGCUGCAGGUGAGUUUCGAGGGAGCUCAGGAAACUAUUUAGAGCUGCCCCAUCUUAAAUUAUUUUGAGCCAACAAUCCACUGCAUUUAUGGCAGAUUUAAUGGAUAUGCCACCAAUGUUAUGUUAAUCCAUGGCUCUAAAGCAUUUAGGGUGGAUGCACUCCUCCAAUGAAGUAGGAGUUUCAGAUCUAAUGAUGGAUUAUUUAAAGGCUGGCGCGUUUCAGUUCACUCAACCAUCUGAACGAAGCACAACAAGAUUAGUAUCUACACUGGUUUCAUGGUGUGCACCAUUCUUUUUAGAAGGGGUAAAACUUAAUUUUCAUCAUCAGGAUCUCCACAAAACUGAAAUGAACACUCGUUUUUUUUUGCUAAUUCCGGUGUGCAACAUGAACCAACGUAUAAUCAUCGCUAAUCAAUAUUUUUUUGUGAAAUAUCUUGUGAGGCCAGCUUCCCAUUGGUCCCAUUUUUUUCCAUUCUAAACGGAUGAGAACCAGAGCCAAUGACGAGGAAUCUUACUGCCGGUUUGCUAAAAGAAAAUAUUUAGUAACAAGAUGCACAGCGACAACAUGCUGUGUUGUAGCAAGAAACAGUGCUUGACUUCACUAUAUUUCACCUGUGUCCCACUUUCUACGAAAACUUGAACUUUAGUGAUAAGCGUCGCUUCACACAAAGCCUCGGCUUGCUGACGUUAUACAAAGUGUGAUGCUCAACAACUGAUCAGCAGUGUGUGGUAAAUGUAAAACGACAACAACAACAAACUAAGCAUCAACAUGAAAAUAUUUUCUACAAGCAGUAAAGCCUCUACUGAUGAGCAUUCUCCACCCGGAUUGGUGGUGUGCACUUAGCAAUAAAUUUCCAGCAGAAACCAAUAACAACAUUCUAACACAAAUUCCUGCCAUUUUAGUUUCACUUUAUCUGGGAAUACCCAGGUAUAUGGUAUGUUUUUGACAAGUCGUACGCGUUUUAUGCGAAACGUUAUUUUGAAAAACGUAAACUCUGUGAUUUGACUAUUUUAUCGCAGCACACUAAACACAAGUAUAGUAUAAAUUGCACAUUAAUUCCAAGCUGCAUGAGUGUAUUUUGUUUUCUUUCAACCAGUGGAGGCUUCUGGAAGAUUGGCCUGAAUCUCAUGCAGUGUAUGCAUGCUAAAUUGUUUUCUCAAACUUUUAACAAACUACUGAUAGUUUAAAGCGAUAGUAUUUUACACCUGAUGUGUUUUAGGCACUACAAACACUAUAUUUUGUAUAAUUUUAGAGUGAAAAUAAAAACAAAUGUCGUUUCCCUUUAAUUGCUUAAAGCAUUAUAACCUUAACAUUAACAAAAUAAGCACUUAACUCCGUCCCUGUCAUGAAGAGCCAAAGGAUUUGGCUCCGAUCACAGUCACGUCAUAAAAAAGUAAUGUGUAAACUGGGCUGUAUAUAUUCAUUUUAGCACUCACCAGGCAUCAGUGGUAUGACAAUUUUAGAUUUUAAAAGACUUGAAAUGUAUAUUUUAUUGGUUUCAAGAAAUUUCUCUUGGGGGGGGAAAAAAA
Messenger RNA from Petromyzon marinus (sea lamprey), 4794 nucleotides. RefSeq names its product nuclear receptor ROR-beta-like. Gene Ontology annotation, molecular function: nuclear receptor activity; zinc ion binding; RNA polymerase II cis-regulatory region sequence-specific DNA binding. NCBI's taxonomy places the organism in Eukaryota, Metazoa, Chordata, Hyperoartia, Petromyzontiformes, Petromyzontidae. Gene Ontology annotation, cellular component: nucleus. The record is from RefSeq and is a predicted model, not a curated record. Gene Ontology annotation, biological process: regulation of transcription by RNA polymerase II.